Molecule: messenger RNA, 3335 nt
Organism: Cygnus atratus (black swan)
Lineage: Eukaryota; Metazoa; Chordata; Aves; Anseriformes; Anatidae
Gene: VEPH1
Product: ventricular zone expressed PH domain containing 1
Exons: 15
Coding region: 295-2793 (832 amino acids)
Biological process (GO): regulation of signal transduction
Cellular component (GO): plasma membrane
Molecular function (GO): phosphatidylinositol-5-phosphate binding
Source: RefSeq, a predicted model, not a curated record
AGACGGGGGUGAAGGAUUUCAAGAGAAGGGAAUCCUGCUGUAUACACAGAGUGAAAGUUUACUUUGAAGCGUCUUUCAUCCAAGGCAUCCAAAGCACUUCAUACAAUCCAGUGUAUUAAGCAUGGCAACGUGUCUGUGAGAUUGUGGCCAAGGAAGUCUUGAAAUGUGCCACAGAUUUGUUCUUCGUAUUACACUGAUGGCUAGUCCGCAGGGUUGUUCCCAUUCUGUCCUCGUCUAACUCCUUCGUGCAUAUGCUGCAUGCAGGGGCCUGGCUGAGUGGCAGCAAACACAGCCAUGCAUCAUCUCUUCAGGCUGGUUUUGGCACAGAAGGACCUUUCACGCGCGGGGGAUCUCUUCUCCUUAGAUGAUGCUGAAAUUGAAGGAAGCCUCUCGGAAGCUCUUGAACAAAUAAGACUAAUUAGUUCAUCUCCUGACUACCAAACCAACGACAACGACCAGGCUGUGGUGGAAAUCUGCAUCACUCGCAUCACCACUGCCAUCAGGGAGACGGAGUCCAUCGAGAAGCACGGGAAGGCCCUCGUGGCUCUCUGGGAGUCGUGUCUGGAGCACAACCUGAAGCCUUCUGGAAAAGAUGAGGACACGCCACAUGCCAAAAUAGCAUCUGAUAUCAUGAGCUGUAUCUUGCAGAAUUACAAUCGACCUCCAGUAAUGGCCUUAGCUGUCCCAGUGGCGGUGAAAUUUCUCCAGAGGGGCAAUAAGGAGCUGUGCAGAAACAUGUCGAGUUACCUAUCUUUGGCUGCAAUAGCCAAGGCGGACCUGCUGGCUGAUCACACAGAUGCCAUCGUCAAAAGUGUCCUUCAAGGGAACUCAAUGCUGCUGCGUGUCCUGCCUUCCCUGUACGAGAAGCAACCACAGCCGAUAAACCUCCAUCUGAGGGAGCUGGUGGCCCUGCUGGCUCAGCUGCACCAAGCCGAACAGCACCACCUCCUCAGGCUCCUCCAGGUCGUGGCGAGGAAGAAAGAACUUGGGGUGCUGAAAGAGUGUAUUCCGUGCCUACUGGGACACUUACAAGACCCUAGCCAUAGCGAUGCUAUUCUAAACAUACUUGUAGAAAUAUCUGGCUAUGACCCGGUAGCCUUAGCUGCUUUUCUUCCGAAGCUAAAAGAAAUUGGUGAGAGUUUUCCAAGUUUGAUUGGGCAAACGGCAAAGAUCUUUGGAGCUGUUGGACAUAUUGAUGAGGAGCGAGCCAGGAUGUGCCUGAUGUAUUUAGUGAACCAUCUGGCCAACAUGGAGCACUCAUUUCACCACAUCCUUUUACUGGAAAUUAAGAGUCUCACUGAUGCCUUCUCCAGCAUCUUGGGCACCCAGAGCAGAGAUAUCUACCGCAUGAGCAACAGUUUCACUGCCAUAGCCAAGCUCCUCGUCCGACAGCUAGAGAAUGACAACGUGUCAGCAGCCAGGACAGAAAAUGAUAUUGAAAUAGAAUCGCCUGUACCACUGGAUGAUUUAAAAUCUGUUAUGAAUGGAAAUGAAGAAGAAGAAAAGCUUCAAGUUAAGAUACAGGCUUUUGAAGAAAAAAUAAACAUCAACAACAGUACUCCUGGCUCAGUAAGAAGAUACAGUUUAGGCCAGGUUUCUAAAGAAGAAAGGAAAGAUAUGAGAUUUAACAGGUCCAAAAGCCUUGCUUUGCAUGCAGUCCGCAUGAAGUCGGUAAACUUAGACGGUGGUCAAGAUGAGGAGAACGGGGACGUACCUGCGGGUGUCUCCUUCACCGAGAUCUACAUUAGCCAAGAAAAUGACAAGUUACCUUUUGGUGUUGAUACCGAAGAAAUGCAACUGGGAAAUUCUUUGGUUUCACACCAAAGUGUUGAUUACACAGAAUCAGAAAAUUUGCCAGAAUCCAGUAGAGAAAAGGCCCAUGAAGAAAGCGCAGAGGUGCUGAAGAGUCCUGCAGAAUACCAAGACAAACUCUACUUGCACUUGAAGGAAAACUUGGGUAAAGUGAAAGCAUACGUCAUGGAGAUGGGGAAGAAAAUUCCUAUCCCUGACCAGUGUGUUAUUGAAGAUACCGUGAGAAACUGCGUAGCAAAGCUGUUCUUCAGCUGUCCCCUGAAGGGCCACUACUGCCUGUACAGUAAAUCCAGCUUCACCCUCGUCAGCCGGCAGCCCCCGCUGUGGAUCCACAUCAUGUUUCUCUUCCAGCAGAGCUUGUUUGCAGAACCUUUGUCAAUACAGAGUAAUUCUGUGCAAGUCCUCAAGGCCCUGUGGGAGAAGACACAGCUCAAGGGGACACGCAGUUUUGAAACUGCCAUGAUCCAGUCUACAUUUCCACACCAAAAGGAUCUGGACCACGUGCAGAUGCACCUGGAAGAAGUGAGGUUCUUCGAUUUAUUCGGCUACAGCGAGGAAGCGGGAACGUGGCAGUGUUUCAUGUGCAAUAACCCCGAAAAGGCAACAGUGGUAAAUCAGGAUGGCCAACCUCUGAUGGAAGGCAAGCUCAAAGAGAAGCAAGUCCGCUGGAAGUUUAUCAAAAGGUGGAAAACUCGCUACUUCACCCUGGCUGGCAACCAGCUGCUCUUUCGGAAAGGAAAAUCCAAAGACGACCCCGACGACUGCCCCAUCGAGCUCAGCAAGGUGCAGAGCGUUAAAGUGGUGGCGAAGAAGCGCCGGGACCGCAGCCUGCCCCGGGCCUUCGAAAUCUUCACGGACAGCAAGACCUACGUCUUCAAGGCCAAGGACGAGAAGAACGCGGAGGAGUGGCUUCAGUGCAUCAACGUUGCCGUCGCGCAGGCAAAAGAAAGGGAGAGCAGAGAGGCCACCACCUACCUGUAGGGCUGCUGGCACCUCCAAAACAGGGCAGCUGCCUGCAGACUGCUCGAGGGGAAUUUCCCUGGCCCCGGCCAGCUGCUGGGACGUGGGAAACUGGGGGGAGGCUGUUGGCAGGGGCCAGGGAGGCCGUGGGGCAGCGCGGCAGCUUUAACACUACCGGGGGACCCAGCGCUGCGCCGUGUGCUGGUGUAGACGUAGCUUGCACAUCCGCAAGCAAAAUGCAGGUUUUUCUUCAGCCUAAUUGCCUCAAGGCCAGGAGACGUGGUCAGAAACAGCCCGGCCCUGGCCUCCCAGCUCCUGAGAGAUGAGGUCUCCGUGGCUUUGAACACUGCCGAGAGCAUUUGAGCAUGUAUGGGCUUCUUGCGUUCCUCACUCGCUGUCCGUCUGUGAAAAGAUAAUUUUCCCUCUUAUUUAAUCUCAAUGUACCUUUUUACUGUUUAUGUGCCCAUGAAAAAAAAAAAAAUCAUAGUUGCUUCUUCUUUCAGAUCUGAGAUGGGGCAAUUUUAAAGGUUUAAUAGUGCUGAAAAAUAAAAUUCUAUAUUACA